Messenger RNA from Salvia hispanica, 2072 nucleotides. Its product is annotated as putative polyol transporter 4. Gene Ontology annotation, cellular component: membrane. Gene Ontology annotation, biological process: transmembrane transport. Gene Ontology annotation, molecular function: transmembrane transporter activity. Lineage: Eukaryota; Viridiplantae; Streptophyta; Magnoliopsida; Lamiales; Lamiaceae. The record is from RefSeq and is a predicted model, not a curated record.
UGGAUUUUUGACAUGAACCAAAAAGAAACUCCCACUUGUAAAUUAGUAAAAGUCUUCAUCACUCCCGAUUUCAGAUCUGGGAACCAAGUAUAACUCCCAAUUCCUCUCCCCCAACCCCUAUCACCUGUCUGCAGUUUCAAGAAUAUAGCUGAAAUUCUUGAAAAAGAUCCCUUUUUUCGGUUGGAAUCGGCAGUUCUGGAGAUGGGCUUGCCUAAAAUCCAAGAAAAUGGGAAUAUGGAGGUGGGUUUGUCGUUGGGAGCCAACAACAAGUAUAGAAGAAUGGAUGAUGAUUCUGAGUUGAGAAACGGUGAUGAUUUUGGUGAGGAUUAUGAUGCUGCACAGCAUCACCGACAGAUGGAGAGAAGUAAAACUACUAGGAAAUAUGUGUUUGCUUGCUCUGUUUUUGCCUCUCUCAACAGCGUGCUUCUUGGUUAUGAUGUGGGAGUAAUGAGCGGAGCAAUCCUCUUCAUUCAAGAAGAUUUGAAGAUAACAGAGGUGCAGCAGGAGGUUCUCAUCGGAAUCCUUAGCGUCAUGUCCCUUUUAGGCAGCCUAGGCGGCGGCCGGACCUCCGACGCCAUUGGCAGGAAAUGGACUAUGGGACUGGCCGCCAUAGUCUUCCAGCUCGGUGCGGUCGUGAUGACCAUCGCCCCGACGUUCCGAGUCCUGAUGAUUGGGAGGAUCUUGAGCGGCAUUGGGAUCGGAUUCGGGGUCAUGAUUGCGCCCGUCUACAUCGCGGAGAUAUCCCCAACUGUUGCACGAGGCUCGCUCACCUCGUUCCCGGAGAUCUUCAUCAACUUAGGUAUCCUCCUCGGAUAUGUCUCCAACUACGUGUUUUCCGGGCUUCCUGCUCAUUCGAACUGGAGAGUGAUGCUUGCUGUUGGGAUUCUCCCAUCAAUCUUCAUUGUGUUCGCGUUGUACAUCAUCCCCGAGUCGCCUAGAUGGCUCGUGCUGCAGAAUCGGGUGGAUGAAGCGCGGUCCGUGCUUCUGAAGACGAACGAGCACGAAGCAGAGGUCGAAGAGAGGCUUGCCGAGAUCCAGCUAGCUGCUGGACACGGGAGCAGCGGUGGGGGGCCCGAGCAGAAGGCCGUGUGGCGAGAGCUGCUCAGCCCGUCCCCUGCUCUUGCGAGGAUGCUUAUCGCAGGUUUCGGGAUCCAGUCGUUCCAGCAGAUCACCGGCAUUGAUGCCACUGUCUAUUACAGUCCAAAGAUCUUUCAGGCUGCCGGGAUCGAGGAUAAGUCGAAUCUCCUCGCUGCGACCGUUGCAGUCGGAGUGACGAAGACUGCUUUCAUACUCAUAGCUAUUGUGUUGAUCGAUAGGGUAGGGAGAAAGCCUCUGCUCUACGUGAGCACCAUUGGCAUGACCGUGUGUUUGUUUAGCGUCGGAGUAACGCUGUCGUUUUUCGGAAAAGGGUCAUUUGCGGUGGCGCUGGCUAUCCUAGGUGUCUGCGGCAACGUUGCCUUCUUCUCCGUCGGGAUAGGCCCUGUUUGCUGGGUCCUCACGUCGGAGAUCUUCCCGCUGCGAGUCCGUGCGCAGGCGUCGGCCCUCGGGGCAGUUGGGAACCGGCUCUGCAGCGGCUUCGUUGCCAUGUCAUUCCUCUCCGUGGCACACGCCAUCACGUUCGGGGGGACGUUCUUCCUCUUCUCUGCGAUCUCAGCGGUCUCUGUGGCGUUCGUGUACAAGUGCAUACCGGAGACGAAGGGGAAGUCACUGGAGCAGAUAGAGCUGCUGUUCGAGGACCGGUACGAGCUGCAGGAGAGCGAGGUUCAGCUCGGAGACGCUGAGCGUCUGGUGCAGAAGGAGUAAAUGCAUUUGCUGAAGACGGAUGUUUGAAGACCCGCCAACACCGAUCACGAGACUGACGGUGGUCAGAUUGUUUAAGCAUUCAGCUUGAAGGAAUCAGCUGGUUUUGUAGGGAAAUUGCAGAUAACUGAACUGCGAGAGAGAAGCCUAUUUGUAUAGUUCAUUCUUUGCAUACGUCUCUUGAAUGUACAAGUAUUAGAAUUUUUGUUUGUUACGCACAUAAUAAUCUUGUUUAUCAUUUAUCCUAGUUUCUAUGUCUUGAAUCUUGAUUC